UCCAGCCGUUUCUUUUAGUCUCUUAUCUGCCACAGUCCCCGAUUCCACGCUCUGCUCUCCUCAACUGCCUAGUCUGCUUUGAGUUUCUACCUUUAUCUUUUCUUGGGAUUUUAGCCAGUGAUAGCUAAAACCCUAGCUACGCCAGCAAUUGACUCAAGGGAUUUGUGAAAUGAACACAAUAGUGAGAAGAGCAUAUAAUCUCUGUAGGAGUACGCUGCUGCUGCCGAUUCAGGGAGUUAACUCAGUGAGUGGAGGAGAACACCAGAUACAACAGUGCAGGGGGAUCAGAGUGAGGGUACAUAAUGGGAACUUGGAGCAGGCAUUGAAGUUUAUGCAGAGGAAGAUGCAGUCCAGUGGGAUUGAAAGGCAAAUAAAGAACCUACAGACUCACCAUGUUAAGAAUUCAGAGAAGCGAGUUUUGGCUCGCAAAAAGCUUCAGCGUAGGAUUCAAUCCCAAGAACUCGCUCGCAGGAUCAAGGUUAUCCUCGCUGAUAAAGCCAGGGGCCUGUGAGAAAAGCUAUGAAGUACCUUUCUUGGUGCAAGAUGGACUCUGAGAGGUUGAUUAACCAGCAGGCUUUUUUUCAGCUUCAAGUGAACUUCAGCUGUUCUUUCAAACUCUUUUUACGUUCUCGUGGUAGUCUCUAUUAUCCGAUUUAGUUCUGUUUGCUUUGC
Populus euphratica (Euphrates poplar) is the source of this 672-nucleotide messenger RNA. Its product is annotated as Ribosomal protein S21 family protein. The record is from RefSeq and is a predicted model, not a curated record. Gene Ontology annotation, biological process: translation. Bases 170 to 511 code for a protein of 113 amino acids. Gene Ontology annotation, cellular component: ribosome. Gene Ontology annotation, molecular function: structural constituent of ribosome. The transcript is spliced from 3 exons. NCBI's taxonomy places the organism in Eukaryota, Viridiplantae, Streptophyta, Magnoliopsida, Malpighiales, Salicaceae.